Molecule: messenger RNA, 1699 nt
Organism: Lactuca virosa
Lineage: Eukaryota; Viridiplantae; Streptophyta; Magnoliopsida; Asterales; Asteraceae
Source: the annotation of a GenBank genome assembly
AUUUAGUUCAUAUUCGACGAAUUUUAUCGAAUGACAUAACAAAUCAAUUUCCACGGGCCUAUCGGAGAACAUUUUGACACAGAUCACUGUGGCCGGAUUCAGGGCGGGGAACACCGCCGUCACCACCACAGAUGGCUUCAAACCACCAUUUCAUGCGACCUAGUCAACCUCUAUCAUCUUCCUCUACAUCCUACUUCUACAUCUUCGUCUCUAUCAUCGCCCUCACCUCUCUUUUUCUCCUCUCCUCUCACUACCUCGCCUAUUACUCAUCUCCGCCGGUAGUGCGCAUCGAAUCGCUCAAACCGACCAAGCAAUACGUCUCUGUAAACAACGAUGACAAUGGAGCAGCAUCAGCAGCCUGCGAUUACUCAGAGGGCAAGUGGUUUUACGAUCCGACAGUCAGACCUCCACGGUAUGACGAGACGUGUAAGGAGAUAUACAAAGGCUGGAACUGCGUCGCUGGUAAUAGAUCCGGUGCGGCGGAGAUUGUUAAGUGGCGUUGGCAACCUAAUCACUGUGCACUUCCACAAUUUGAUCCACUUAGGUUUCUGGAAUCAUAUAGGAACAUCAGUAUCGGGUUUGUUGGUGACUCCCUAAACAGGAACAUGUUUGUUUCUCUUUUCUGUUCUCUUCGACAUGUCACUAGUGAAGUAAAAAAGUGGCGUCCAGCUGGCACUGAUCGUGCCUUUACCUUUUUAAAAUACAACCUCACUAUCGCAUAUCACCGAACAAAUCUUUUGGCACGUUAUGGUAGAUGGUCGGCUAAUACCAAAGGCGGUGAGCUGGAAUCUCUUGGGUAUAAGGAGGGUUACAGAGUUGAUGUUGAUGUGCCUGAAGGAACUUGGGCAGAUGCUCCAAGUUUUCAUAAUGUUCUCAUCUUUAACACUGGCCAUUGGUGGUGGGCCCCUUCCAAGUUUGAUCCUAUAAAAUCCCCCAUGCUUUUCCAUGAAAAUGGUCAACCAAUUAUACCUCCUUUAUCUCCUGAAAUUGGGCUUGAUGUCGUAUUGAGACGCAUGGUAUCCUACGUGGAAGAAAAGUCAAAACAAGGGACAGUUUUAUUUUUUCGCACACAAUCCCCAAGGCAUUUUGAAGGUGGUGAUUGGGAUCAAGGUGGUUCUUGUCCACGUUCACAGCCAUUAUCACUACAAGAGGUUGAAAAGUUUUUUUCUGUGGGAAAUAAUGGGACAAAUGUGGAAACACGAAUUGUGAAUGAACACAUACAUGAAGCCAUUAAAGGCUCUGCUUUUCGGUUACUUGAUAUUACACAAAUGAGUGAAUUUAGAGCAGAUGCUCAUCCAUCAUCAGCUGGUGGAAAGAAGCAUGAUGAUUGCAUGCAUUGGUGCUUACCUGGCAUUACAGAUACUUGGAAUGAUUUAUUCAUUGCACAAUUGAGUAGCAUGACAUAAAGGUAUGUACUUAAUCACUUAAUGUUAUCAUCUUUAAAUUUAAGAUAUAUUUUACAUUAUAUUAGUUUGAUAAAUUAGGUUCCCUUGACUUUGUAUUAAUCUUGUAUUAUACCAUAUAUAUUGCAACUGUUGAGUAAGUGUUAAUCAAAAGGAAGUUCUAAUUAGCAGACUGGAUCAUUAUUGUUUUAUGAGUAAAUUACACGAAUGGUCCUUAUGGUUUGGGGUAAUUUGCGCGCUUGGUCCCUAACUUAUUUUUUUAACUCGGGAGGUCCCUACUAUUUGUUUUUGUUACG